UGCUCCCGUUCAACUCCGUCACGUCUCGACGCGCUUCCUUCUCCCACGCGAUUCUCUAGCCCCAGUGAGCUCGGGCGGAGCGCGUCCACCUGCAGAGCUCGAGCAGCGCGGGCUAAGCGGGGCCGCGGGAGGAGCUCGGGCCGGGCGGAGCACGGCCGUCGUCAGACCUCGGGUCGGGCGGAGCGCGCCCACCGGCGGGAGCUCGGGAGGAGCGCGGCCGCCGGUAGAGCUCGAAGCCCAACCCCGAUGGCCAGACUCGCCGGCAGUGACGAUCCCAAGCUCCGACGGCACUGGCGAAAGCAGCCGGCGGCGCUGGAUGGAGCAGCGCUGCUUCGAUUCGGGUGGCGGCGCAAACAAUCAGGCGGCGCGUGCGAAGAAUCAAUCGGUAACAAUCAAUUUGGCCUCCGGCUGGUCGAUUUGGGCAAAAGCGCGGCGAAUCGAAUGGGGGCGGACCGAUUUAGGUGGCAGCAGAUCGAUUUGUCUAGCCGAUUUGGGUGGCAGAGCUGGUAGCAGAUCGAUUUGGCUAGCGGUAGUUCAAUUUGGGCAGCAUCCCCUCGAUUUGGAUUGGAGUGGCCUGCAAGGGAGCAGCCCCUGCUGCGGGGAGAAGCACUUGCCGAGCAUGCAGCGGUGGCGGCAGGCAGCUGCAGUCUGGAGGAGAGGGGAAGAAGGAUGGUGUGCAUGACAUGACAGGUAGGCCCUACAAAACGGGCGUUAACGGCAUGAGAGCCAGUUGGAUCUUAGGCCCCGUUUGGGAGGGCUUCACCGGCGGCUUCACGAGCGGCUUCAGGUGAAGCCGUUCCAAAUGUUUGUUUCAGGACCGGCUUCACGUGUGAAACCGGUUCUGAAGCCGUCGGCGGCUUACACAGGCAAAGUGAAGCCAUGAAUUCGUGGCUUCACGCGGCUUACACAUCAAUCUAACAAGUGAAGCUGUUUUGCCAAACAUUUUCUAAAACGGCUCCAACUCCACCAGAAAAGCCGCUCCAUCUGAGGAGCCAGAGCCGAAGCUGUUUUUGGAAGAGCCGAAGCCCUACCAAACAGGACCUUAUUCUUCCAACCAAAUAAAAAAUGGAUCCACUCCAUCCCUCCAACAAUACAUAAAAAUAGAGCCACUCCAACCCUCUAAUCUGGAACGCCGUUCCGUCCUAUCUCGCCCCUCGACCAAACGCUACCUUAGACUGCAAUGCCACAUCCAUGUCCAAUGAAAACAAGAAAGAUCAUCACUGAGAAAAAAUGGAAGUGAGUGGACAGAGGAAGACCCAGGCCCAGGCCCAGGCGGAGCGGAAGGCUGUAGCUUUGAGCCGUUGACCAACAGUGGCUGAACAGUUAAUGGGUCAAUGAUCCCACAACCAACAGUCCCAGGUUGCCAGAGAUGGAUCGGAUGGCGUACGCAUCGUCACUCGUCAGAUCUGGUGAUAAAUUUAAUGACUAAAAAUUAAUAACAAACUAAGGACAUAGUAGGUAGAGAUUUUAUUUGAUAUGUUAGAGGUCAUAAAUUGGAUGGUAAAAGUUAAUAUAAUAUAACUUUUUAUACUCUAUUUUAAUUACACAUUCAUUUGUUGCAAAUCACUAUGCUAAAAAUGAUCAAUACCAACAAGAUGUUUCAAAUGGUGGAUCAUAAGACGUCAAUCUUUCCAAUAUUUUUGAUACCGUCAAUCGAAACAUCAUGUAUUAUAAGUAUUAAAUCUAUAUUUAAGUAUUAAAUCAAACAGUUCCCAUAUACUAUCGUAUCAUUAUUUUUCUUAGUUGUAUUUCUUAAGCCACUGUCUAAAGUCGAGUUGGAGAAUAUAGAUGGUUCCCUAACUUGCUUGUUAUAUAUAUAUAUGUGUGUGUGUGCGCGCGCGCGGGCCCCUUUUCACUUGUAGAAAUUUUGCUGAUUAGUAUUUAUAUGGAAUGUUAUUUUCUCAUUUUAUUUGCUAAAGUUUUAUAUUGUGUGUACCUAUUUAAGAUUUGGAUCAAUAGCUAAUAUUGAAAAGAUUGGCCCGGUACGAUAAUGAUUAGAGGAGAGUCAAUUCAAUUGCUAUAGCAUAUUGCAUAUUUUAUGUAGCCAAAUAGAGUAUUAUUAAAAAAUAUGAUCAACUAAUUUUAUCAUUUCAUCUAUUAUACUAAAAAGGAAAGAUAGUAUUAUAAGAAAAGAAGAAAGUGAGGUAAAGAAAUAAAAUGUGUCACCACUAGGGUUGAAAACGGUCGGGAUAAAUCCCGUUCCGUUCUGCACCGAUUUCUCCAUUUUACCCACUCGUUUUCGCAUUUUCGGACAAAUUCGGAUUCGGUACGGUAAUAUGGGAUAUCAAAUUCAGAAUCGGGACGGAAACGGUUUGACUGUUUUCCCGAUCGUUUUCGGAUUUCCCGUAUUUGUUCGGGAUAUCCCGCUUUUACCAAUUCGGGACAUCCCGUUUUUUUUUGCAGUUGAUGGAAACUAGCCCAAAAAAAUUAGAGCACCCCAUCCGAUUCCAUGACUGUGUUCCCUCCGCCUCCGCCUCCGCCAGCCUACUGCGAACCCGUGCUCGCCGCCCAGUCCAACUGUCCAAGGCCCCCAACCACGUCACGCCGCCGCAGGGGACGGAGCCAGGGGCACCACUGCACCACUGCAGGCCGAGCACCCCCACGAACUGGAGAAUGGACCCACUAUCUCGCUUAGCAGUGAGGGGCAGGAAGAAGACUAAGUGCUAUAGGCUGUAUGUUUUUUAUAUUGUGUUGUGCUCUGCACUUGCGGGUCUUAUUUGUGUAUCUGAAACUUAUUUGUGACUCUGUGUGAAUGCGGCUGUGACCUGUCACCUGUGGACUCUGUGAUCAUGUGAACCAAGGCGUGUCACAGUUCAACACUUAUAUUAUGCUUAACUAUUAAGACUUGUGUUAUACUGUUAUUAUAUCUCUGUGUUAUUAAUUAUUAUGAUUUAUGAUUUGUAUGUGUUGUUGUGUCGGGUUGGUUGGAUGGUUGGGUAAUAUUUCUUCAUUGUACGGGUCGAUAGUUCUGUUUUGACUUUUCGUAUUUCGAUCGUUUUCGACACAUUCCGUUCGAAUUGGUUCGUUUUCGAUAUCCCGUAAUUCCGUGUUCGUUUUCGUGUUCGAGCUUCCCGUUUUCGAUUUCGUAUUCGUAUUAAAAUGUAAAAGUAAAAACAAUAAUAGAGUUAUCCCGACCGAUUCCGACCGUUUUCAACCCUAGUCACCACGGGUUGAUUUAUACUUGCCGAGCAUUCACGGUUCACCCCUAUCAUUCACAAGGGCUAUCAAAAAGGCUCAAAACUCGCGAAGCUAUUUAAAUUUAAUUUGCUAAAAUCUCAAUUCAUAUACUAAGAAUCAAAUUGACCAUGGGUCUAACCUAGAGCUCAUGAGCUCCAACGCGCCGAGAUCGAGCUAUUCGAUAAGUUCGAGUAUUUCUAUUUGCAUGGUAUGUGUAUGCAUCUUCAUUACCUCUAUUAAAUUUUCAACCACCUAAAGCUAAAGUAAUAUAGCCGGAGGCUAAAGCGUUCCAUUAGCUAGCAAGCGUUCUGUUACCUAGCGAGCUGCUAUGUCACACAAGCUAAAAAAUAUAAAAUAAUAAGACUAGAUGUUCAGGUAUGUGUGUUUUCAGCUUCUCUUCCCAUUUAUUCAUUGAUCGCUUAUACAUACUUAUUCUUAUCUAUUCUAUUGGUGCUAUGGAUAUACUCCCUUCGUCCCAAAAUAAAUGUAAUUCUAAGACUAGACACGUAAACCAAUGUAUAGUGUAAAAUUACAAAAAUACCUCUUGUCUUUUAUGAGAAGGAUCUAGAUAAUGUCUUAUCUUUUUUGUAAGAAGACUUCGAAAACUCUUGUCGUGGAUCAAAGUAGCACUUUGCUGUGGGACAAAUUUCAAACUCUAGAUGUGGAGAGAGUAGUGUGAAUAAAAAUAAUAUCUCAGGCUCUGAUCGGCCUCGGCUCGGGACACUGCAGCUUGAGGUGGUAGGCUCGCUCGAGCUCGGCUCAUUGACAGCCCUCCCGCUCAGGCUCACGGCUCACGGCUCAGGGCCUCAGAUCUCCUCGCCUUUCCCUUCUCUCGAACCCUCUCCUCGCUUGCUCUUCCUUCCCUGACGGCGACGACUGGGUGAGCGGCGGCGCCAUCUGUCCUGUCUUCGCCCAGCCCUUUGCCGGCGACAAGCGCAUCCUCCAGGUAUGCCUGCCCCUUCUCUUUUCUUCUGCUGUGCGAGAGGGAGCACCCCAAACCCUAACAAAACUAUUUGUAUUCGGAUCUGAAUCCAGUUACAAUAUUAGUACCUACUAACUUCGAUUUCGUUUGCAAAAAUUAUCGGGUGUACAUGUGUACACCCAUGUCCUAUACUGGGUCCGCCCCUGAACGGCAACACACCAGAUAUUAGCCUUUUACUUUGUUCUUUCAGUACAAAGGGCUCUGUCCUGUUUUUUUUUUAUGAAAGCACUAGAUUUGGUCCUGACUGAUACCUAUAGAAUGCAAUUUGCUGGUGGAUGCCAUAUAUUCAUAUCAUUGACAAGGUUGAUCUGAGGAGCUAUGAUAGUUUAGACACUGUAUAUACUAUGUUCAUUGAGCUGUUGUCUAUGCUCAGAACGAUUUUUUUUCCCAUAAUAUGAUUCGACGACUAGUGCAUUUAUCGGCAAUGCAUGAGUUUAUUCAUAAUGCAUAAAGUAAAACUAUAAGACAAUAAGUACCCGGUAACAAGUUAAGUGUCUUUUAUGUCAGGGCCAAGCUUGCAGCAGUAUGAAAAUCGUUUAGUUGAAUAAUGUCUUUAGUUCAAUAUUCAGAGAGUACUUAUCUUACUCCAUGGAUUGACCGUAGUCUCCAUGUUUCGUCACUCUUAGCUAUUUACUCAAGUUCAGGUUUUAUUUUAGAUUCACACUUAUGUACAUUGUUCUCUAAUUCUUAUUUUUUUUCCUGUUUUUUUCCUUCCCUUCCAUUCAUUUAAUGGAAUUUUGAUGCCUUGCAAUUACACCAGUCUGCUCAAUUUUACCUCAGAUAGCAUCAUCUUUGCCUGUCCUCUUUAACAUACUCUCGUUGACGGUGCUAUCAUAUUCUUGAAAACCUUCUGUAUUUUCUCCAUCUGAGCAUACUGCUAUAUGUGCAUUUAUUCCUUAACUGUCACCUUCUUUGAGGUGCCAUUUUCCAUUUGGUUACCCAUGGCUAAAUCCAUUUUGAGAGUAUUACAUAUCUUUUGUUCUAGCUGUUUCUGUCAUUUUUCUUCCUAUCCAUACAUCAUCACUUUGCUCCCCCAAUAUUGUUGGUUCCUGUGCUCUUUCCAAAGUUUCCUUGGAACUUUGAGCUUUGGAAGAUGUCAAGGAGGACAGAAAAUGCCGCUUCCACCAAAUCAGUUGAAUUGGUCAAACAAGAAGACCAUUUGGAGUUUGAUGAUCCUGACGAGGAAGAUGAAGAGGAAGAAAUUGAGUAUGAAGAAAUUGAGGAGGAGGUUGAGUAUGAAGAGGUAGAAGAGGAGGAGGAAAAAUCUGAAGUUGCGUGUGAAGGUGAUGCUAAACAUGACAGUAAAAUGGUGGAUGUUGAUCAGAAGGAUGAAGAUGAAAAAGGGAAGCAUGCUGAGCUUCUUGCUCUUCCUCCUCAUGGAUCCGAAGUGUAUGUUGGGGGCAUCUCCUCAGAUGUAUCUUCUGAAGAUCUAAAAAAUCUAUUUGAGUCCGUUGGAGAAGUCGUGGAAGUGCGGAUACGAGGAAAGGGGGAUAACAGGCUUUAUGCUUUUGUUAAUUUCAGAGAUAAAGAACUGGCUUUAAAGGCCAUCCAAAAGUUGAACAAUAAGGACCUAAAGGGAAAGAAGAUAAAGGUUUCUUCCUCCCAGGCAAAGAACAGGCUAUUUAUUGGGAAUGUACCCAAAGAUUGGACACUGAAUGAUUUCAAAAAUGCAGUGGAAGAAGUUGGUCCUGGAGUUUUAAAAGUUAAUCUCCCAAAGGCACAGCGUUCAGAUCGCCACAAGGGUUAUGGCUUUAUUGAAUACUACAACCAGGCAUGUGCAGAGUAUGCUAGGCAGAAGAUGUCUACCCCAGAAUUCAAACUAGAUACAAAUGCUCCUACUGUCAACUGGGCAGAUUCUAAGAAUAGUGGUGAAUCUGCUUCUACUGCACAGGUUAAAUCGCUAUAUGUCAAAAACCUGCCCAAGACUGUUACUGAAGAGCAGCUGAAAAAGCUGUUCGAGCAUCUUGGGGAAAUUACAAAAGUUAUUCUUCCUCCUGCAAAAGCUGGUCAUGAAAAUCGGUACGGUUUUGUUCACUUUAAGGAACGGUACAUGGCUAUUAAGUCUUUGAAGAACACCGAGAGAUAUGUACUUGAUGGCCAGCUAUUGGAUUGUUCACUUGCAAAAGCUGAUAAGAAGGAUGGUACUGUAUCAGUACCUACUGCGAAAGGAGGUCCAUUGCUGCCAAGUUAUACCCCACUUGGAUAUGGACUGGCGGGGGCCAAUCCACUUGGAAAUGGACUGGCAGGUGCUUAUAAUCCACUCAGAAAUGGAUUGGCAGGUGUUUAUAAUCCACUCGGAAAUGGAUUGGCAAGUGCUUAUGGUGUGCUUCCUGCUUGUGCUGCACAGUAUGCUUGGCAUUCUUUGCACGUCUGCAGCCAAUUUUGUAUGCUCCAGGUGCCCCUUCAGCUUCAACAAUGACCCCAAUGGUUCUACCAGAUGGCCGUCUUGUAUAUGUACCACAGCCUGCAGGGCAGCAGACUGUGCAUCUGGCUUCGCCUCCGGCCCAGCAAGGUGGUCGUCGUUGUGGUGGCAGCGGCAGCAGCAGCAGCGGUGGUGGAUCCAGCUCUGGUGGAAAGCAGCAGAGAGGAGAUGACCGUGGUAGCAACAACAGUCGCAGGGGCCGACACCGUCCCUACUGAUGUUUGCAAAUGUUGCUGUUAGGCUGUUAGCGCUUAGAAGUUAGAAGAACCUAGCACGAAGAAAGAAUGGCUCUGUUGCUGUACCUAGCUGGCUACCGGUUAAUGCUGGAAACUGUACUUUCUAGGGGUUGUUACUUUUGUCGGUCUGCUCAAACUGCCGUAGAUCUCAUAAUACUGCAAACCGCAGAUGUAGCUUUGGAUGCAGUCGUAGUUCUGUUUAUUCAUCCAGCUUCAGGAAUAGUUGUGACGUGUUUGCUGCACUGGUCUACAUUUGCGUCUCUGAUCAGUCUCGGCAUGUUUACCGUGAGGAAUUGGCUGCUGGCCGAUAA
Molecule: messenger RNA, 7128 nt
Organism: Panicum virgatum (switchgrass)
Lineage: Eukaryota; Viridiplantae; Streptophyta; Magnoliopsida; Poales; Poaceae
Product: heterogeneous nuclear ribonucleoprotein Q-like
Exons: 8
Coding region: 5253-6578 (441 amino acids)
Cellular component (GO): nucleus
Molecular function (GO): mRNA binding
Source: RefSeq, a predicted model, not a curated record